Molecule: messenger RNA, 834 nt
Organism: Drosophila elegans
Lineage: Eukaryota; Metazoa; Arthropoda; Insecta; Diptera; Drosophilidae
Product: UPF0545 protein C22orf39 homolog
Exons: 2
Coding region: 64-534 (156 amino acids)
Source: RefSeq, a predicted model, not a curated record
CUGCCGGCCAGCGGUAUAAACAGAAUCAGCUGUUCGGCUAGGGACUGAUUUUAUGUAAUUGAAAUGGCCACGAAAUUGGAAAAUGCUGACUCAAAAUCGAGUAGUUUAAAGAACACACUAGAUGAUGCGUGGGCAAUUCGCCCCUGUCACUUGUACAAAGAGGAGUACGAUGACUGCACGAGCUUCAAGGCCCGCUUCCACCAGUACUUCAUAUUCGGCCAGGAUACUGACUGCUCCCAGUGGCUGACCGAUUACCGAAACUGCGAGCGCUAUCAGGAGUCCAACGGCAACGAUGUGGCGGCCGGAGAGUCCUUGGUCAAGAGCGAGGAGGAACGCCGUCGAAUUCGACUGCGCGCCCACUUUGCCAACGACACAUGGCAAAAACGGAAAGAGCCGCCGCAGGAUUGGGCCGCUCCACUGCCUGAUUGGAUGGAGAAGCGCAACGAAAACACCUAUCUGGAGCUGAAGCAGAGGGAGCUCUCCGGCCAGGAGGUGCCGAAGGGGGAAGAACGCUCAAUGUGUGCGAUUAUGUGAAAUAUACAUAUAAGUAGCUAAGGAAACAAAGACUAUUAUUUAAGGACUCCAUUUCAUCUCAAUGGUUUCAGUUAACUUGUUAAUCAAACAAUUCAUGUUCGGCCACCGGACUUGCGAUGGUCUGGCACCACUGUCAGCUGAUUUUCUCGAUGUAGCCAUCCUAGCUAAAUUUGACGUUAAAAUUAGCUAAAAAUAUCAGCAUUCGAUAAGACUUUAUAACUUUUUUUGCAGGUUUGCAUUAUGUACUUGGUUUUAAUUGUCGUGCAGGAUUUCGUUAAAAAAUAAAUGAUUUUAACUCUA